Messenger RNA from Meloidogyne enterolobii, 891 nucleotides. NCBI's taxonomy places the organism in Eukaryota, Metazoa, Nematoda, Chromadorea, Rhabditida, Meloidogynidae. The record is from the annotation of a GenBank genome assembly.
AUGGAGAAUAGCAACAUCAAUCAAAUAACUAUUGGAACUUUAAAUCGAAUAAAUAAUCCGUAUUCUGUUGGAAGUAUUGAAGGACUCAAUUUUAUUGCUUGUGCAAUAGGAUCUCAUUUACAUAUUUUAACUGAAAGAUUCGAAAAAAUUCACGUUAUUCAUUGUGAUAAUAUAAAUAAUUGUGAAAUUACUGCAGUUAGUUGCUGUUCUGAAUCUGGAAAGAUUUUUCCUUAUACUUGGACAGAAGUCCAAAGUUGGACUAUGGAAGAUAAAAUUGGUGGAGUUCAUUGGGUGCUCGAAGGAUUUCGAUUACUUUUAUUUGUUGGAACAGAACUUAUACUUUAUCAAGACAAAAUUAUUUCCUGUUCAGUUGCAAUGAAUAAACCUGCUCAAAAUAAUGGCAUUAAAUUUACUUUAAAUUCAGAUGAAGAAAUUAAAUGGGAGGUUAUUUGGAGAAUAAAAUUAGCAAACAAAAUUAAACACGUUCGUUUUUCAAAUGAUGGGACUUUAUUUGCUACUUGUGGUUCUCAUGAUCCUUUUGUUAAAAUUUGGUAUCAGCUUAAAGAUUCUUUUUCUUUUAUUUAUUUACAACACCCUUCUUCUGUUUGUGGCUUUGAAUGGAGACAUUCUGGUGGAUUUUUAAUGCCUCGUAAAUUAGUUCAUAAUGCAUUAAUUACAUGGUGUGAGGAUAAUACUGCGAGAAUAUGGAAAGAAGUUCAAAAUGGGGAUACAGGGCUUCAAUACAAUUUUAUCAAUGAUAUUCAACAUGCAAUUGUUCAACAAAAUGGGCACCCUUCUGUUAUUAAACCAAAGCAUAAUCCACAUCGUGUUUCACUACAGAUGAGAAAAGCAAAAGCAAGGCUAAUACAAAAAUUUACUCACCAUCAGUGA